AUGGUUGCUGCUGAUUCGACCACCGAUUCUCAACUCUCUCAUGGCUCUCCGAUCUCUACAGCUUUCUUCAAGAAACCGAAUGUGAAUUGGUUAAAGAAGCUGAAACAGUGGAAGAUUGAUGAUCCUCGUCACAGUCAAUGGAUUCACCAACGACGUAAGAGAGAAUAUGUCGUAGAUGAAGAGGAGGAAGAUGGCUGCUCUAGACUCAGAUCUUUACGAGACAUCAAAACACUCAGCGAAAGAUUUUCUCAAUCUUGGAGUAAUCAUAGUGACGACGACGAUGAGGACUGCUUCUGCUGUUCUAAGGAGGUCACAGAGAAGGAAGAGGAAGAGUUUCUUUGUGAUGAGAAUGACAAUUCCAGCGAUGAUUAUAGCGAUGCCUUGAGGAUGCUUUACGAUGAAGAUCCAAGCCAGAGUAACGAGUCUUCUUCUACUACUGCAAAGUCACCAGAGAAGCCUACUGAUGAGAAGAAAGAAGAAGAUGAGAACUGUCCUCUCUGCAUUAACAAGAUGGAUGCAACUGAUCUACUCUUCAAACCAUGUUCUUACUGCGUGUACAAGAUUUGUCUCUUCUGCUAUCAUAAGAUGAUCAGGGAAAACACUGGAGUUUGCCCAGGUUGCAGGAGGAAGUAUGAGAAGCAGACAAGUGGUAGUAAAAGCGGAGUAGUAGCUUUCCAGCAACCUGGUGGUGACCCGAUCCCUUUGUCUUCAUCGUUUCAAGGACUUGAUGACAGUGCUUAA
Molecule: messenger RNA, 741 nt
Organism: Eruca vesicaria subsp. sativa (arugula)
Lineage: Eukaryota; Viridiplantae; Streptophyta; Magnoliopsida; Brassicales; Brassicaceae
Source: the annotation of a GenBank genome assembly